Messenger RNA from Vicugna pacos (alpaca), 4306 nucleotides. The record is from RefSeq and is a predicted model, not a curated record. Lineage: Eukaryota; Metazoa; Chordata; Mammalia; Artiodactyla; Camelidae.
AAUUACCCCUUCAGUUCCGCCCAGUGGACUCCGCUAGGUUGGCAUCGCUUAGGUGUGCGCAUGCGCCCAAGCACUUCUGCCUUUCGGAUCGUCCCUAGCCUUAGACCCGGACUCUGCGCACGCUCAAAGAGCUCUCCCGCUUCUCAUCGCUCUACCACCUCCCUGCGCUUGCGCAUUCAUGCCGCCAGACUUUCCUUUUCCGGGUCCUGACUAGACUAGUCGGGCGCAUGCGCUACUGCAGGUUGGCGGCUCGCGGCUCCUUCUUCCGGCCUCCCCCUUGGGCCGGCUCCCGUAAAAGCGGGGCGAGCGCAGAGUCAGAAGCGAGUGACCUGUGACCCCGGAAGUGGACCUCAGGGUCCCGGGGUUCUCCCCGGGCCGGAACCGAGGGAGCCGUCGCCUGCACCUCUGGAGCACCUACCCCACGCCCACCUCUGGAUGCCGUCGACGGGUGCCCGGCCCGUGCCCCGCGCCUACCUGCCGGCCCGACCCUUGGGAGCAGUUCUGGGCCAGGGUUGGGGGCCAGGACCCCGCCCCUGAUGCGGCUCCACCCCCGCGCCUGGGUCUCACACCGCUGACUGCCCCAGCCGGCCCCGCCCCCUGCCCGCACCCUCGCUCCACAGACCCCUCUCCCCCGCUGGGGGAGACCAUGGCGUGAGCGCGAGCCCCGGCCCCGGGGCCUUCGGGCGCCAGGAGGGGCAUGGGCCGGGGUCCGCCCCCAUGAGGGUCCCGGGAGUGGGGCGCGCGCAGCAGCGGCGGGGCCAUGGGGUCGCAGGUAUUGCAGAUCCUGCGCCAGGGGGUGUGGGCUUCGCUCACCGGCGGUUGGUUCUUCGACCCGCACCAGAGCACUUUCUCCAACUGCUUCCACCUUUAUGUCUGGAUCUUCCUGCUCACCUUUCCUUUCUUGCUGUACAUGGUCCUGCCCCCGAGCUUGAUGGUGGCUGGUGUAUACUGCCUUGUGGUGGCUGUCAUCUUCGCUACCAUCAAGACUGUGAACUAUCGGCUGCAUGCUAUGUUCGACCAGGGCGAGAUUGUGGAGAAGCGCAACUCUACCAUGGGGGAGCCAGAGGAAGAGCCUGCCCAGGGGGACAGCAAUCUGCCCAGGGACCCUGGAGUGGAGAUGACAGUGUUUAGGAAAGUGAGUUCCACACCCCCUGUACGUUGUAGCUCUCAGCAUUCUGUGUUUGGCUUCAACCAGGUCUCGGAGUUGCUGCCCCGAAUGGAUGACUCUGGGCCCCUCAGAGACAUCAAGGAGCUGGUGCGGGAGCAGGGCAGCAACAACGUGAUUGUGACCUCAGCCGACCGAGAGAUGCUGAAGCUAAGCUCACAGGAGAAAUUGAUUGGAGACCUUCCCCAGACGCCCCCAGGGGCUGCCCCAGACCCAUCUCUCCCCAGCACAGACUCAUCAGAACGGUCUCCCUUGGCUGGAGAUGGAACCCCCUGGAGUGGGAGCAGUGUAGCUGACACUCCCAUGAGCCCCCUGCUGAAGGGGAGCCUCAGCCAGGAGCUGAGCAAGAGUUUCCUGACCCUGACCCGGCCUGACCGGGCCCUGGUGAGGACCAGCAGUCGACGGGAACAACGCCGGGGAGCAAGCGGCUACCAGCCCCUGGACCGGCGGGGCUCAGGCGAGCCCACACCCCAGAAAGCCGGCUCCUCAGAUUCCUGCUUCAGCGGCACUGACAGGGAGACACUGAGCAGCUUCAAGAGCGAGAAGACCAACUCGACCCACCUGGACAGCCCCCCUGGUGGGCAAGCUCCCGAAGGCAGCGACACAGACCCACCUUCUGAGGCUGAGCUGCCCGCCUCACCUGAUGCCGGAGUCCCCUCAGAUGACACACUGCGUUCCUUUGACACAGUCGUAGGAGCAGGGACACCACCAGGCCCAGCAGAGCCGCUCCUGGUUGUGCGGCCCAAGGACUUGGCCUUGCUGCGGCCUAGCAAACGGCGGCUGCCCAUGCGAAGACAGUCCCCUGCUGGCCGUGCCCCUCGGCGGCCGCUGCUUGAAGGCGGGGGAUUCUUCGAGGAUGAUGACACCAGCGAGGGCAGUGAACUGAGCCCGGCCUCCAGCCUCCGAUCCCAGCGCCGCUACAGCACUGACAGCUCCUCUUCCACGUCCUGCUAUUCCCCCGAGAGCUCUCGGGGUGCAGCAGGAGGGCCCAGAAAACGACGGGCCCCCCACGGGGCUGAGGAGGGGACUGCUGUGCCCCCCAAGCGGCCCUAUGGGACCCAGCGGACGCCUAGUACGGCCAGUGCCAAAACACAUGCCCGCGUGCUGAGCAUGGAUGGGGCCGGGGGUGAUGUCCUCAGGGGCCCCCUGGCUGGCUCCAAGGCUGAGCUGGAGGCCCAGGCCGGGGUGGAGCUGGCUGCUGGUGAGCCUGCUGUGCUGCCUGCUGAGGCCCGUAGGGGACCUGCUGCCAACCAGCCUGGCUGGAGGGGGGAGCUGCAGGAGGAAGGUGCUGUGGGGGGAGUUACCGAAGAGACUGGCAAGCGGGACCGCUCGAGCAACGUAAGGCGGACUCAGGCGAUUCGGAGGCGUCACAAUGCCGGCAGCAACCCCACCCCCCCAGCCUCUGUCAUGGGCUCACCACCCAGCAGCCUGCAGGAGGCUCAGCGGGGCCGGGCUGCCUCCCACUCCCGGGCGUUGACACUGCCCUCUGCCCUGCACUUCGCCUCCUCGCUGCUGCUCACCCGAGCUGGAGCCAAUGUGCACGAGGCCUGCACCUUUGAUGACACUUCCGAGGGUGCUGUCCAUUACUUCUACGACGAGAGUGGUGUGCGGCGUUCCUAUACCUUCGGACUGGCCGGAGGGGGCUACGAGAACCCUGUAGGGCAGCAGGGGGAGCAGGCAGCCAAUGGAGCUUGGGACCGCCAUUCACAUUCCUCCAGCUUCCACUCAGCUGAUGUCCCUGACGCAGCAGGAGGCCUGAACCUGCUGCAGCCACGGCCCGUGGUCCUGCAGGGCAUGCAGGUGCGCCGAGUGCCCCUGGAGAUCCCGGAGGAGCAGACGCUGAUGGAGGAAGCGCCACCCCGGGCCCAGCACAGCUACAAGUACUGGCUUCUUCCUGGUCGCUGGACCUCUGUGCGCUAUGAGCGACUCGCUCUGCUGGCCCUGCUGGACCGGACUCGGGGGCUGGUGGAGAACAUCCUCGGUGUCGGCCUGAGCAGCCUUGUCGCCUUCCUGGGCUACCUGCUGCUGCUCAAGGGCUUCUUCACCGACAUCUGGGUCUUCCAGUUCUGCCUGGUCAUCGCCUCCUGCCAGUAUUCCCUGCUGAAGAGUGUCCAGCCUGAUGCCGCAUCUCCCAUGCAUGGCCACAACUGGGUGAUCGCGUACAGCCGGCCCGUCUACUUCUGCAUCUGCUGUUUGCUCAUCUGGCUGCUGGACGCCCUGGGCUCAGCUCAGCCCUUCCCGCCCGUCUCCCUCUAUGGCCUCACACUCUUCUCUGCCUCCUUUUUCUUCUGUGCCCGUGAUGUGGCCACUGUGUUCACCCUGUGCUUCCCAUUCGUCUUCCUCCUGGGCCUCCUCCCCCAGGUCAACACCUGCCUCAUGUACCUGCUGGAACAGAUAGACAUGCACGGCGUUUGGGGCACGAGGCCAGCCCGGGGCCCGCUCCUGCGCAGUGGCAGCGAUGCGGGCGAGGCCCGGCCCCCCACGCCAGCCAGCCCCCGCGCCCGUGCCCACAGCCAUGAGGAGGCCAGUCGCCCCACUGCGCCCCCUGCCCGGGUCUUCACUGACCCGCUGGCACUGCUGGGGCUGCCAGCCGAGGAGCCAGAGCCCGCCUUUCCCCCAGUGCCCGAGCCCCGCUGGUUCGCCCACUAUGAUGUGCAGAGCCUGCUCUUUGACUGGGCUCCAAAGCCAUGGGGGACAGGGGGCCAUGCAGAGGCUGGCUCUGGGACCCCAGCCUUGGCUCAGGACCACAUGGCCAGCUCAGACCUGCUGCUCGAAGCCCCUGGCUUUGUGAGUGAGCUUGGGGGUGAGGGCGAGCUGGGCCUGGGUGGACUGGUGUCUCCACCUGUGCCCCCUGCCCUGCCCAAUGCAGCUGUGUCCGUUCUGGAGGAGCCUCAGAACCGCACCUCGGCCUACAGCCUGGAGCACGCAGACCUGGGCGCUGGCUACUACCGCAAGUACUUCUAUGGCAAAGGUGAGGGGAGGGCCGCAGGGGAGAGCCAGAGGUCCCUGUCACCUGCAGUGAGCUGUCCUUUCCCUGUCAAAUCCCUGGUCACAGGAAGGGUCAGGCUCUGCCUCUGGGCCAAGGCUGCCCAGCUUUACCCACCUCCCUAAGGCCAACCCCAGCUUCCACCCACAGCCGGG